Drosophila suzukii is the source of this 2724-nucleotide messenger RNA. It is a transcript of the gene lost, whose product is annotated as methenyltetrahydrofolate synthase domain-containing protein lost. The record is from RefSeq and is a predicted model, not a curated record. Gene Ontology annotation, cellular component: cytoplasm. Lineage: Eukaryota; Metazoa; Arthropoda; Insecta; Diptera; Drosophilidae.
GUCAGUUUUCAAACGUGGUUUUUUUGGAAGCAGCCGGAGAGGUAGACGUUGCUCUUGUGUAAACUUGUGUUAAUCCAGCGAAAAAAAAUCUUAAGCGAAGAAAAACCUGCAGCGGCUUGAUACACAACUUAAAACGCGAUACGAUGGAAGAUCAAAGCAACGCAGCUCCCGCUGCCGCCGCGGAGAACGGCGCAAACACCGCGCAGGAGGUGUCGUCGACAACUCAGCCCAUAGAGCCCACAAAGCGCUCGUUGCGCGUGCAAACCUGGAAGAAGAUCCAGGAGGGCAAUGUUGGCAUUGGAUUGCACAACAUAUUCAACCGGAUUCCUUCGUUUGUUGAUGCUGAUAAAGCUGCUGCAUUGCUUAUCAACGAGGAGGAGUUUAAGAAAGCACAGCACAUCAAGGUAAACAUCGACCGCGCCUUGCACGAAUUCAAGGAACAAGCGUUGCUGGCCGACAAGUCGGUUUACUUGCCGAGCACCCGGGACUCGUCGGCGCUAUGCCUCAAGGUAGAUGUGCCAGCCGAUGCCACCGAUGAGCAGAAAAAGGAGGCUCUGCGCGUUCAGGACAUCCAGAAGUUCCGCACGGAAAUCGGACUGGAUAGUGGUCUGAAGCUGGACAUCGUGGUUAUUGGCUCAGUCGUAGUGUCACGCGAUGGCUAUCGUAUUGGACGCGGGAAUGGGUUCGCUGAUCUGGACAUCGGCCUUCUUAUUGAACUUGGAGCCAUCACACCGCAAACAGUUAUUGCCACGAUCGUGCACGAUGUGCAAGUGGUUGACGCUUUGCCCCUAAACCUAUUCCAGAAGUAUGACACGCCAGUGGACAUCAUUGUGACUCCCUCAGAAGUGAUCCGUGUGGCAAAGCGCUUGCCUCGUCCCAAUGGCGUCUUCUGGGAACUUCUUUCCGACCGCCGUCUAAAGAUAUUGCCUGUGCUGCAGCAGCUUAAGGAGCGGGAAGAGAAGGCGGGAAAAUCGAUAUCUUUGAAAGAGGAAGAUACCGACGUGGAGCAGCAUCAAAACAACAGACGCCGCCGUGGGCCCGUGCGUCGUCGCUUCCAACGAGGAAACCCAGGACGGACCACCUCACAGACUGACAACGAACAACCGGGCGAGACAACCCAGAAACGCACACCGCGCCGCAAAGGUCGUUUCGUCAACCGCCGCAGACGAACAACUAAGUCUGAGGGCGAUCAGUCUGGAGUUGAGGGAGGUGCUAAGAGUGAGGAUCGUAAGUUCGAAGAAGCUGACACAGGUGAGCGUCGUCCAAAGAAGAACAAGAACCGUGGACCACGUGAUUUCUGCAUUAAGUUGACAAAUUUGACACGUGACAUUCGCGUCAAGGACUUGAAAACGGAACUUCGCAAACGUGAAUGCAAUCCGAUGUCGAUUACUUGGAAAGGUCACUUUGGAAAGUGUUUCCUGCACUUUGGAAACCGCAACGGUACCCCCAGUACCCAGGAUGAUGUGGACAAGGUGCUGAAGUCGCUCAAUGAUCUCUCGCUAACCAUUACCACCGGUGGCGAGACUACUCCAGUUGCCGUUGCAGGGGUUGAGGGCGAUGCCGCCGUGAAAGCUGAACCAGCCGAGUCUGCGGCGCCUGUGCAGACCAAGACCAUAAAUGUCAACGUCGAGCUAAUUAAGUUUGGCGCCAAAAAGAGUGCCAGCACCACUGGUGCAAAUGCAAGUGCAGGCGAUGACGGAAACGCUGCCGGCGGCGCGCAAAACGGAGGAGAGGCCGGGACUGUGAGUGUCGGCGACGUAGGUGGUGCACGUAUCGAGACUGUCGAUACCACCACAGUAUAGUAUGACUUCGCGCUUGGCGCAGCCAGUGAACGAUCGCGGCGGAUUUCCGCCGGCAGCGCAACGUUUGGAGUUCAACGAAAAAAAGUAACAUUUUGUUUAGAAAAAAUCGAAAAAUAUCAAACAAAAAAUGAAUAGAAAGCGAACUCCGGACAAACACAAAGUACACUCAACAUACACACUCACUAAAUACACACAGACAGUUAAAUGUGCAUACACUAAUGAUCAUGUUUUGCAGCUUGUAGUUUCUUCUUCUCCUUCAUUACUCUACCAAACAAGAAAAGCAAAAGCAAGUUUUUCUAACGAGAACACAAUCCAUUGACGCUUUUUCUAAACAAUUGCAUUUGUUUUUGCCUAAGAAAAAACAAAAAUUCGUUGGACAUUAUAAUGUUUUCAACUUAAUUGAAAUGAUUGCAGAAAUACUCGUUCCACAAAUGCAGCGUGGAACACAAUUUCUUCUAAAUAAUCCUUUACUAACUUCUUGGGACAUGUUAAAUUACUGAGUUACACUUCUUAAAAUUAUCAAUUUUGAUUUCACACCCAACAAUUAGAUCAGUGGCUCUAUCCCCUUUAAGCAGUUGAGCUGCUAAUGGGACUAGCAGUUGUGGUCGAAGUUAGAGUAAUAUUAAAAACUGUAAAAACGAUCGGAAAUCCCAAAUGCAAAAAUUUUAAAUUCGAUCAAAUGAAUUAACAAACUAUUAACAUGUUGCAUUUUCGCUGAAAGAAUUCUACAAAGAGAUAAUUGUAAUUUGGUUAGUGUUUCCCACUUUCACCGCAAACACCAAUACCUUUAAUUAUACAUUUUAACAAAAGAUCAACACAUGUGUGAAAACAUCAAUUAUACAAUGCAGAACAUAAUAAUUAUUUACUCUUUUUUUAUACAAAGAAAAGGCAAAAAAAUGUGAAACAUGAAUGAAAUAUAACU